AUGUUCUUAUUUAGAGAUGAAAAUAAGUUGAAAAAGCUGGAGGAUGUUAGGAGAAUAGCAGCAGUGAAUGCAAAGUUGUGGGAAACUCGAGUUGAAAUUGCUGAAAAAGUUAAACAAAAGGUUCAAGAGCAUGCAAAGAAAUUAGCCGAUGACAAUGCAAAAUUACAUGACACACUACGACAGUCAGAGAAGGAAACUAUGGAAGUAUUUUCCUACCUAAAAAAAGAAAAUGAUGCUAAAGAAAAAGAACUUAAUGAAUUACGAGAGAAGAUCGAACAUUUGAUUGCUUCUCAUGAAAAGGAUAAGGAACUGCUUUUAAAUGACAUUAAAGAUCAAAUCCUUUGUAUGAAUACUGAAAAGGAAAAGGAGUGUAAAAGGGUUAAGGAACUUGAAAGUGAAAUACAGCAACUAAGCGAAUACAAAAGUGACAGGAUUCGUACCGAGAAUGAAAUUAAGCAAUUACGGGGUAUGGUUGAGAGUCAAAAGUCUCUGAUUGAACAGAUGGAGUUGAAAUUCUUCGAAGAGAAGAAAGACAAAAAGAUUCAACUCUGUGAAAAUCAAAUUCAAAACUUAAAUGAUACUGUAUUGAAACAAAAGAAUGAAUUACAAGGACAAAUUGUUUUACAGACCUCUGAAUCAGCUAAAUCAAUAGAAAGGUUGACUAAAACACUAGAAUUAGAACGUAAACGUAUGAAUCGUAUUUGUGGAUUGGCUAGCAAAAUUUUACAACAAAGAAGUGAAAUAGAAGAAUUCUUUAUCAGUUCACUUGAUUAUGUUCGUGAUGAGAUUAAAGUGAAUCAGAAUAAUUACAUUCAUGAUUCAAAGUCUGCUUAUGAAGCUAGUUUACGCUUAGCUCACUGUGGUAAAUCAACCUAUCCACCAGUAAGGACAUUUCAAAAUAAAAUGUCAAGUACAAAUAAUGUAUAUGAUGAUUUCAAGAUUGCCCAUCAAAUGAAUAGUUCAGAUACGUCAAACUGUCAAAAUACAGAAGACUCAAAGUUAUCCAUCUCAAGAGAAUCAACCCAGUUGAUUGAUUCAAAAAGGUUAACAAAGCGAAUACUUGAUUCUAUCAGAAGUAAUAAUGAAUCCAGCUGGAGAGAAGUUGACGAAGAGGUGGAAAACGAUAAAGAAGAGAAGGAAAGGAAUAAAAGUUGUGAAGUACUUCAAUGGCAAGUGUAUGGAGAGUCAAAUAACCUAUCUGAUGAUAAUAACCGGAGCUUAAUCCCCUCUAAGGAUUUACCCAGCUUACAGUCGUCUAACUUAGGAAAUAUUGAAGAGAAGUCAUCACGAAAGAAGGUGCUUUCUGCACCAGAUUUUAGAGGUGAACAGACAAGCACACCAUAUCCAUCGCCAGAAACCAAAGAUGAUAUAACACAUUCGGAAAGUGCACACUCUAACUAA
Molecule: messenger RNA, 1401 nt
Organism: Trichobilharzia szidati
Lineage: Eukaryota; Metazoa; Platyhelminthes; Trematoda; Strigeidida; Schistosomatidae
Source: the annotation of a GenBank genome assembly